Messenger RNA from Orcinus orca (killer whale), 6967 nucleotides. RefSeq names its product mucin 20, cell surface associated (gene MUC20). Gene Ontology annotation, biological process: hepatocyte growth factor receptor signaling pathway. The transcript has 6 exons. Lineage: Eukaryota; Metazoa; Chordata; Mammalia; Artiodactyla; Delphinidae. The coding region runs from base 5128 to 6684 and encodes 518 amino acids. The record is from RefSeq and is a predicted model, not a curated record.
UUGGAAUGCUUUGUCACUGACUUGCUGUGUGACCUUGAGCAGAUCACUUCACCUCUCUAGAUUUCUAUGUCUUCGUGUACGAAGCACUUUGUGGCACUUUCCAAUGCACGGGGUGUGCCCCGUACCUGUCCCCUUGGUGUAGCUGUCGCUUAAAGCGAGGUAAAUCUUCCUCUCCACAACAUAUGAAUUGUCUUAGAUACUUCAGUUCCCACUUCUGUGAACAACCAGCUCUGAAUUUCUCUUUUAUGCUCCUGGCCCGCUGGAGCUCCAGCUCUACCCUGCAACUUUCUGAACACUUCCCCCUUUGAUGUCCCUUGCUUAGCUCCAACCAGUAUGUCUAAAACCAACAUAAGUAUCAUAUUUCCCCAAACCUAACCAUUAGUCACCCCGGUUUGAAAAUUCAGUUUCUUCCUCUCUGAGUCAGGUGGCACUUUUGGCUGGGAAAGCAUUAUCUCCUUCCCCACCCCCUGUUGUCAAGUUAUGUUGAUUUUUCUCUUUAAAGUAAAUGUAUCUCAUUCCUUUUCUACCACUAGCACGCAAUUUCAGCUUCUUAUCUUAAAUCUCAGCCAUCGCCAGCCACUCCCGUCUCUUCCUAUUUAAUCAUCCGUCUAAUACUUGGGUACCUACUGUAUGCUGGUUUCUGUGCUAGGCUCUGGGGCUAUCGCAUGGAGCAAAACAGAGACAGUCCCUGCCCCUUAAGGCACUCAGGGUCUUGUGGGAGAGACAGACAUUGCCCAAAGUUACCAAAAUGAAUAUGUAAUUACAAGCUGUAAUAGCUAUGAAGGAAAAGAGUCAAUGCAGUUACAAAAAUAAAUAACAAGGAUACCCAAUUUAGAUUGGAGAGAAGUAAGGCCCCUGAGAAGGUGAUACUUCUACCAAGACCCCCAAAAUGAGGCUCAGGGUAGGGAGAAAAGGGCUCCAGACUGGGACUAGCAUAUACUGAUGGUCCUAAGACAGAAGGAGUUUGGGCAAGGAACUGCAAGAAGGACUUACUAAGAAUUUCAGAUUGUACUGUAAGAACAUGGGGCACCAAAGAUUUUAGAUUUUAUUCUGAGAACAUUGGAAAGCCACUGAAGAGUUUUAAUCAGAGGAGUGAGUGAUCUGGUUAAAAUGUCAGCAGCCGCUUUGCAGAAAAUAGAGUAAAACAAGAGUAGAAGCGGUAGAUAUCCUAAGGAGAUGGCUGCAGUAGUUCAGGAGAGAAAUUAUGUUCGUUUGGAUGAGGGUGUGGCAUAGCAUUGUCACUGUCACCUCAUUAGACCAAAACCUCUAGAAACAAGAUAAAUUCCAAAUGUUUUGUUCUGACUCUGACAUUUUUAAGCAGGGAGCAAAAGGCUGGGGGUGGGGGAGUGGGGCAAGAUAUUAGAAAGAUGCUGGGAUACAUUACAGAAUCCAAGGAAAGUUAACAACUAAGUUUCAGGAAGGGCAGAGAUCAGAGCAGCUCUGGAACCUCAGCUGCAGGAUUUGCCGUCCUCUUGAGUCUGCUGCCAGCGAGGCAGGCCAGACAGUAGACUUAUGGCUGUGUUGGGGACUCCCUACUGAGGACUGGGGGUACACCACAAAGAAAGGGGAACUGUGAGCUGGGCACUCAUCCUUUCCGGCAUUGACUUUGUUAUUCAUCAUUUUCUGUGGCCCCAAAUGUUUGUAGGUUUACUAUACCCUCUAAUGGUAUAAAGAGUAGGCAUAAUUUUUAUAGCAUCCUGGUUAAAGUGAGGCCCAACCCUACUUCCUUUUUCCUUUGAACGUUUGGCCUAGAGGAUGGGAGAAGGGGAUCAAUAUGCCCACCACCAUAUCCUGCUGGCUCUUCUGCCUGAUCAACUAUAGUCCUCUCCCAUUUCUGAUCUCCAGGGUAUCAAACUGUUUGCUUUUAAAGCUUUAGUGAAGCAGCUGCCAGAUGGUCCAAGAAUUCCAAUUGUGAGCUUGACGUUCUUGGGAUCAGAGAUGAAUGUGAUAAAAAGGAAAAAGAAUCUACCUAGCACUAGUAUCCUAAGAGCGUGGAGAACACGAGGAUGUGCUUUGCAUAUACCCUUGCCUCCCCCAAUUCUGUGGACUGCUUCUGGGGGAGGAACGGAAAACAGAGAGCUGUGCUCUGGUUUUGGAUGUACACUUAAUACCAGACCAGUGAGGUGAGAGUUCCUGUGUUAAAAGAAACCUUGAAUGGUCAGAAGGUUCUUAGGAUGUAGGUGGGAGUUUUAGUGACGAGCCCUCCAAGAGGCUACAGACCAGUAAGACUCAAGCCUGAAACAUAGCACAGCACAGAUGUCCUGUAACCAUUAGGCAACAAGCCCUAGGAAAGUCCUGUCCUUUUCUCUCACGGCUCCUGCAAUUUCUCACCUGUCUUCCUUUUAAACAGUGAUGCCUGUAGUUCCCAAAUGGUUUUAUUUUCCCACUGGCCCACUGCAGGAACAGCCAGACUCCUGGCUUCGCCUUCAAGCUCCUGUUUCCACAGCAAGCACAAAACAGCACUAGCAGUGGUAAGGGGCAAACAGGGAAGUAAAAGGCACCUCUCUCUCCUCUGCCCCUCACUUCCCAGCCUCUUUCUACUUAGAAACUGAAGAAAGAAAUUCAACCUAGAUGCCAACAAUGGGUCUGUCUACACAUAGGUCUAAAAGAAGAGUUGUAUGUGUCUCUCUUAACCACUGGAAGCCCUCAACCACAGAGCUAACCAAAAGAAACUCCUGACAAGGUGAAAAGCAAGAAUGAGGCCUGCAGAGGCAGCUGCUCCCAACCCCAGCCCCUCUGCUGCCUUGGAAUGGAUCACCACUGCAGGAGAGGAAGCUGCUACUGUGAUGAAUUCUGCCAUGUGGUACCAGACCGCUGCCUGGAUCACCGUGCCCUCUGCAACACUGGUAACUCACAUGCAGGCUCCGUUCCACCCCCAGCAGAGCUGGAUGCUGUGAUUGACAGAGGCAAGCCCCUUGCAUGUACUUUAGGCCAAGGCCAGGGUGUGGACUGGAUGGCUUCUAAGGUCCCUGACAUCCCAAGAUCCUGGCAUUCUGUCCAUUUCAUAUCAAAAGUGCCUACACAUUCCUCCCCGCUCCUUGCCACCUGCUGCUCCCCUCUGAGCCACUUUUGCAGGUCCCACAAGGAGAGGUUCAGCUGUUGGUGACUGGGGAAUAGGGUGGGGAAAUAGGGUGGCUGUGUUGCACCUAACUGUCCCCGCUUCUCUUGCAGUACAGAUGCCUCUUGACCUGUCCCAUGUAGACUUCUGAGGGCAGACAGGAGUCUGCAGAGAGGUGCUGGGGGUAUUGGGCAGCAGCAGGGGGUGGGAGGCAGGGAUGAGGACAGGAUCUUUCACCUGUGUUUUUCUGCUCCUCAAACUAUCAGCAUGGUGCUGCAGGUGGUGCUGAGGAAGGAGAACCUGCCCAAGCCCUGCCAGAAGCAAUCUAGACUGGAUGCAAAGCAUGGCCACAGAGCCCUUUAUCCCAACGGAGGGUGAAAUUCUAGAAGACAGUGGCUCACACCAAACGCAGGACCUCAGACUUCAUGGCCAAGAGGACCUCAGAGGUCUUAUUGACAGAGGCCCAGAGAAGGCAAAUAACUUGUCCAAGAUUGCACAGAGUUCUUGGGCCACUACCAAGGAAGGAGCUGGAAACAGAACCUAGACCUUUUUUUUUUUUUUUUUUUAAAUUUAUUUAUUUUUGGCUUUGUUGGGUCUUUGUUGCUGUAUGCGGGCUUCCUCUAGUUGCAGUGAGCUGGAGCUACUCUUCGUUGUGGCGCACGGGCUUCUCACUGCGGUGGCUUCUCUUGUUGCGGAGCACAGGCUCUAGGCGCACGGGCUUCAGUAGUUGUGGCAUGCAGGCUCAGUAGCCAUGGCUCGCGGGCUCUAGAGCACAGGCUCAGUAGUUGUGGUGCACGGGCUUAGUUGCUACGCGGCAUGUGGGAUCUUCCCGGACUAGGGCUCGAACCUGUGUUACCCUGCAUUGGCAGGCGGAUUCCUAACCACGGCACCACCAGGGAAGUCCCAAACCUAGACCUUCUGAUUCCACUCUAAAUUUCCUUCCAGCUGUGAGAUUUUGUGAUUUUUCUGACACCUGUUCAGCAAGCUUUCCUCUACUCUGGAGCUGCUUUAUUCACAAAACUCUUGCCCUGAAAUCCCCAAGAUACCUUGUCUGGCCACUGGCUGUGGCCAUAACAGCUUAUGUCCUUGACCCUUUGAGGGGAUAAGAUUCUUCACUAGGGCAUUUGGAAAUACAUUCUGCAACCUCAUUCCCCGUCUUGUGGCCAAAUCCCCAAGGUUCCCUAAGUAAUCACCCUCAGUGUCCCUCCUCCCAGGCCUGGGGACUCAGACCAGCACACUUACACUUUCCCUUCUCCCAGCUGUGCUCUUCCUACCCCACACCUCCAGUCUGGCCCAAGACAUGAUCCUGCCUCUGGCUGGGAUGCAGGAUCACAGUAUGUAAAGAUGGAAGGGUGUUAGGGAUCAGAGUCCUGCCCCACACUGGAGAGCUGUCUCCUGCAGACCUCAGGGGGCUGUUCCUUCUCUCUGUUGCUUGAGGAUCUGAGUGGACAUCAGGGCCUUCACUCAUUUACUGAGCACCUAAAAUGUAUAUGUUUUCAACAAGCACCAAGUAUGUAGCAGGCACUGUUAGAGCCUUUUUAUCUCAUGUGAGCCUCAUGAAACAGCCCAGUGAGGUAAGGAUUAUGCCCAUUUUACAGAUCAGGAGGUUGAGGUUCAGAAAGUUCUUCAAUUUGCUCUAGAUUAUAGAGCUAGUAAGUCUAGAAUUAGGAAUAAAACCCAUGUUUCUCUAACUAGAAGUCAAAGCCCCAUGCACAGGGGGAGAGGGAGGGGGGAAAGGCUAUGGGAAGGGGGAAAUGUGUGUGAAACACCAUCUUCCAUGGCCUCCCUGCCUACAGGACCCAGGGGAUGAAUAUCACUGUGGAAAUGAUUCCAUAGCUUCAAACCAAACUUCAGAGAGGGGGGUGUCAGUGGGCAAGGGGGGCAGGAGGGUUAGCUCCCUGUCAGCCCUGACACACAACCUGCCAGCUCUCAGCCUGUGCACUUGUGAUCACCUGGUUACACCCUGGAAACUACCCAGCCACACCUAAGCAGGUGGCCCGCCCCUGCUCCGCGGGUUGAGCAAGCAGGAAAAGGUGGCAGCAAGAGGCAGUGGGCAGAUCUGCUGGGCAAUGGUGGCCGGAGCCCCAGCUAGGAUGGGCUUUCUCUGGGGCCUGGCUCUGCCCCUUUUCUUCUUCUGCUGGGUGGCUGGGGCUCCUAGGAGCUCUGCAGACCCCAGCACCAGUGAACCAGGCCACACAGAAGUGCCUGCUGUGACUCCAGGGGUCAGGACGAGCUCAGAGGGAAUCUUCCAGACCACUGACCUCACUGAGACCUCUAUGUCAAACCAUAUCUCUUUGGAAACUCAAACCCUAAGCACCCAGACCUCUGGUACGACCUUCCUCCCAGGCAGCACCAUUUCAGUAGCAGAGAACAGGGAAAACAAGACCAUGGCCCUCAUGAAAACAAUGCCUUCCAAGUCCUCGGCUGUGAUCACCACUCCUAUGGAGACAUCAGCCACAAGCGGCAGCCCCACAGGACGUGGAAUGACCACAGUUGAGACCGUCACAGGCACUGAGCUCUUGAAAGCCGCCUUUGACACCCUUUGCAAUUUCGACAGCUCUGAAGAGGCAAAGAGAAUCACGGUAGACUUCUUGAAAUUAGCUCACACCGCUACAGAAGCCGAGGCCUUGUCCUCGGAGAGCAGCGCUUCCUCUGACAGCUCAGUUCCAGCCAUCACCGCCUCACAAGCCCUGUCACCUGACAUUGCUGCUCUGGCUAAAGCCUUGGUUACCUACAACAUCAGCAACAUCGAGGUGAUCGAUUGCAGUGUUACAGAAAUGGAAGCAACUGCCAGCACCCCUGGGACCUCAGACACAGAUCACAGCCCCACGAGAGGAGAGGCCCUGUCUACCCCCGAGACAUCCACUUUGCCUGACUCCACUGAAGCAAAAUCACACCUCGCCAGGACCACAGCCUCUGCUGAGACCUUGUCAGCAGCCAGCACCACAGAAUCAGCCACACCUGACAUCACACUCACCAUCAGUAGCACCACAGAAAUGGAAACAACAGCCGCCAGGGCCACGGCCCCCAGUGGAACCUUGGUGACAGUUAGCAUGAACCUCUUGGAAGAAAACUCAUCCCUCUCUGUUGAGACAACAAGCCACACCGAGGUCUCAGGAGCAGUGACAAUCUCCACAGGGACUGCGUCAACAGUAGGCGAGGUGACUUCCCCUGCUGGGUUCUCAGCUACGGUCUACAGCCUGUCUGAAGUGACUACCAUCAUGAGCUCCACCCCCUCAGAGACUUCUACCACUGACAUCACAUUCGGUGCGCCCGCUCCCAACAGCAGGAGCCCUCUUCCUUCUGUCCAUCCGGCUACGGCCAACAGCAGUCAAGAGACAAACAUCACCUUAGCCAAGACCACAGCCUCAGCAAAGACCUUGAAGAUAGCCAGCACAGCUGGAGGGAAGCCCUCAACAGCCACGCCCACCAGUGCUCAGAGAAGUCUGACAGAUGUUAGUGCAGGUGAGGAUGGAGGCUUCCUCCUCCUGAGGCUGAGCGUGGCCUCCUCAGAAGACCUCACUGCCCCCAGAGUGGCAGAGAGGUUGAUGCAGCAGCUCGACCGUAAACUGCAUAUGUUUAUGUCUCCCAUCCAAGUCUCCCUGCUGCGUGUCAGGAGGGGCUGAAGAACAUCAGCUGUGAUCAGGCACUGCCACGUGUGGAAGGGGGCAGUACCGCCUGCAGCCUGGGCCUCAGCAUGACUGGAGCCAUGUUACCUGGAAGGUUCCCAUGUAGAUCAGCAAGCCACGGCCUUACCCGGUCAUGGCAGUGGGACCCUGGCUCACAUAUGCCUGGGUGUACGUGUGUAGGGAGCGGGUGGGGUCUUCGCCUGUUCCAGAGAUGUCCUUGGACUUCCCCUGGCAUGUGUGUUGUGUUUCAGUAAAGAGUGACCUGAUCACCCAUCUGUCA